Molecule: messenger RNA, 6622 nt
Organism: Brienomyrus brachyistius
Lineage: Eukaryota; Metazoa; Chordata; Actinopteri; Osteoglossiformes; Mormyridae
Product: diacylglycerol kinase beta-like
Exons: 26
Coding region: 599-3169 (856 amino acids)
Biological process (GO): intracellular signal transduction; lipid phosphorylation; diacylglycerol metabolic process
Cellular component (GO): plasma membrane
Molecular function (GO): ATP-dependent diacylglycerol kinase activity; calcium ion binding
Source: RefSeq, a predicted model, not a curated record
GCGGAGAUCUCUGCUGAGACAGCCGCGUUGGUGAGAGAGAACCAGGAAAAGGACAAGACGGAGCUUUUCUGUGCUAGAGAGAUAGCGCUUCUCAGGGGCACCCAAACCCCUCUUUCUCUCUCUCUCUCUCUCUCUCUCUCUCUCUCUCUCUUUCUCUGCCUCUCAUAGAGCUUUUCAUUAAUCCACGCUGUAGGAAAAUUAUGAUGCUGUUGCUGUCGGUGACACUGGUGUCCCGGUGAUGGUGAUGCCGAUCUGUGGGCAAGGCUGCUCCCGGUGAGGGAGGCAUACCAGUACCCCGCUGGCCCUGGAGAAUUCAGACCCUACCCGACUGAGGGACCCCCUGCAGCAGGAUACUGACUAUCGCGGGGUGUACAGAGCGGAGGGCGCGGCUGCAUGUCCGCCGGCGCAGACGCGCUUUGGACGAAGACCCGCUGGUGGGAUCCCACUCCCGACCAGCGAAGCCACAGCCGGCGGGCCGCCCCCAGUGACCUUUCCAUCGUCGAGCUGGGAUGACACGAACGCCCCUCGGCUUCAGGCCACACCACUUCCAGGCAUAAUCGGGAGCCCCAGCGCACGCCCACACACCCCAGCCGGAGAGAUGGGCGACGGCAGCUGGGUGUGCCUCAGCCCGGCUGAGUUUACGCAGCUGCAGCAGUACAGCGAGUAUUCCACAAAGAAGUUAAAGGAUGUUCUGGAAGAGUUUCACGGGGAUGGGAUCCUCUCCAAGUACAACCCCGAGGAGAAGCAAGAUGUUCUCAGCCAACCCAUCGACUAUGAGGGCUUCCAGCUCUUUAUGAAGACCUACCUGGAGAACGACAUUCCCCAGGAGCUAUGCGAACACCUCUUCACCUCCUUCAAGAGCAAGACGGGGCAGGGCUCACCCGCGGGCCCCCAUGCCAGCCUGGGGCUGCUGGGGAUGAAUGGGAAAAGCAUUCGAAUGGCAAUGUGCCGGCAUGGUCCUGAUCAGGGGGCGGCCGUGCCGACUGGUUCUGGCGUCUCUGCCUCCCCCUGCUCGUCACGCUCGUCCUCCCUGCACUCCGGGACAGGAGGACACACCCCGGGGGGGGCACACCAGUCACCCUGUGCCCAGGGAAAAGACCUCAGGGGUGGCUGUACUGCCCUGCCCACAGCCCAGUCGCCAGAGCAGAAUAACGUGGAAACGUCAGGGAAGGGAGCCCCCUUGCCGUCGCCCGGCCAGGUCGUCUUUCUGAAGGACAUAGUGUGCUACCUGUCCCUGCUGGAGCGGGGUACUCCAGAGGACAAACUGGAGUUCAUGUUCCGGCUUUAUGACACAGAUGGUAAUGGCCUAUUGGACAGCUCGGAGCUGGACCGCAUCAUCAAUCAGAUGGUCCAUGUGGCAGAAUACCUGGAGUGGGACUCCACGGAGCUGCAGCCGAUCCUGAAGGAGAUGAUGGAGGAGAUCGAUUACGACCGGGAUGGGACAGUCACCCUGGAGGAGUGGAUCAGAGGGGGCAUGACCACAAUCCCACUGCUGGUGCUGCUGGGCAUGGAGACCAACAUGCAGGAGGACGGACAGCACGUGUGGAAACUGAAGCACUUCAACAAGCCAGCCUACUGCAACUACUGCAACAGCAUGCUGCUGGGGGUGCGAAAGCAGGGCCUCUGCUGCUCCCUAUGCAAGUACACAGUUCAUGAACGCUGUGUGUCCAGAAACAUCACCCCCUGCAUCAGCACCUAUGCCAAGUCCCGUAGGCACACCAACGCUAUGCAGCACGUGUGGAUGGAGGGGAACUCGACCACCAAGUGCGACCGCUGUCACCGCAGCAUGAAGUGCUACCAGGGCCUGACUGCUCUGCACUGUGUGUGGUGCCAUGUUACUCUGCACAACAAGUGUGCUUCUAACAUAAAGCCCGAGUGUGACGGGGGUGGGCUGAAGGACCACAUCCUACUUCCCUCAUACAUCUGCCCUCUGGUGCUGGAUCGUCAGUCUGCAGCGAAGCGCAGUGAUGGAGAGUCCCCUCCCAGCGCCAGCCCUGAAGACACCAGCAUGAGCUUCAAGUUCACCGGAGAGGGACGUGGCCUUCAGAUCAGCCCACUGCCGGGGACACACCCCCUCCUGGUCCUGGUGAACCCUAAGAGCGGUGGGCGACAGGGCGAGAGGGUGUUGCGGAAAUUCCAGUACCUCCUGAACCCACGACAGGUGUACAGUCUGGACCGCGGAGGGCCAAUGAUGGGGCUCAGCUUCUUCCAUGACGUCCCCGAUUUCCGAGUGCUGGCGUGCGGCGGUGACGGCACCGUCGGCUGGAUCCUGGACUGCAUCGACAAGGCCAACUUUGCCCACCACCCGCCAGUGGCUAUCCUGCCCCUAGGCACUGGGAACGAUCUGGCUCGCUGUCUGCGUUGGGGCGGAGGCUACGAGGGCGGCAACCUGCUCCGCGUCCUGCGGGAUAUUGAGCACAGCGCUGAGGUGAUGCUGGACCGCUGGAACAUCGACAUCAUCCCCGACGACAAGGAGGCGAAGGGUGACCCUGUGCCCUACAGCAUCGUCAACAACUACUUCUCCAUUGGAGUGGACGCCUCCAUCGCCCACCGGUUCCACCUAAUGAGGGAGAAACACCCGGAAAAGUUUAACAGCAGAAUGAAGAACAAGCUGUGGUAUUUUGAGUUUGGCACCACAGAGACCAUCUCCGCCACGUGUAAGAAGCUGAACGAGAGUCUGGAGGUGGAGUGCGAUGGCAUCAUCCUGGACCUCAGCAGCACCUCCCUGGAAGGCAUUGCCAUCCUCAACAUUCCCAGCAUGCAUGGUGGCUCCAACCUGUGGGGCAAGAGCAAGAAGAGGCGGAACUACAGCCGCAUGAGCAAGAAGGUGCCAGAGAGGGCGCCAGCGAGCACAGUCACCGAUGCCAAAGAGCUGAAAUUCUGUAUACAGGACCUGAGCGAUCAGCUCCUGGAGGUGGUGGGGCUGGAGGGGGCCAUUGAGAUGGGACAGAUCUACACAGGGCUGAAGAGUGCCGGCCACAGACUGGCUCAGUGCUCCAACAUCACCAUCAGGACGUCUCGUCUCCUGCCUAUGCAGAUCGACGGGGAGCCCUGGAUGCAGCCCCCGUGCACGAUUAGGAUCACGCACAAGAAUCAGGUGCCCAUGCUGUUUGGACCAUCACUGAAGACUUCCUUCUUCUUCUGGAGGCGCAACCAGAGUCGGGACUAGAGGGGUGGAGAUACAGACAUUGGGCAGAAUCGCCAGAAAAAACUGCCAGCUGAUUGGUCAAUGCUCAUGGAGGCGGAGCUUCAGUUUUGAUAGCAGAAACAACGGAAUUUAGUUUGUCAGACUUCUCAUCACCUCCUGGACAGAAACAGAAUCCAGACACAAAAACCUGCCACAAACCCCCCCUGAGCGCCACAGGUGGAGCCCCCUGCCUUUUAGAUGAUUGUCCUUGUAUCUGCCCGGUUCCCUGUCCUCCCUUUAUACUGGCCACUGCGCCCUUUGUCCGUGUCACAGCUAUGUGUAGCGACAUGUUGAGGGGGCAGCUUUUUACUAACAGAUACUGCCACAGUCUUGACAGGCUGACCAUGUUACCAGGGAAAGUCGUUAAGAAUUACAGUGAACAAGAAAUUCAUCACAUUGACGAUGCUCCACCAGUUACAGGGGUGUCCUGGGGUGGAAGUCAGGUUGGGGGGAGGUGGGGGGGGUGUCUACUGGCUCAGUGAGAAUAGGGCUGAAGGAUAACGAAUUUAGUCCAAGCUCUGAUUCCUAGUACAUCUUACAGUUGGGAGGACACAGCAGACAAGCUGUGGUUGCCUGAGGUUUACUGAGCUGAGUAGUGGGGCUCAUAGCAGGCAGGAGGCUGGCCAGAGAGUCAGUGUUUGUUUGGUGACUCUGCAGAGUGUAACUAGCAUGUGUGCCCAAUGCAGACCAUGUUGAGAGGACCCUAUGUUGCCAUACUGAACGAGUGGGUGGAUUUUUUUUUUAUUUUUUUUUCCUUUCCUGAGCCAAAAAUCUGUGACCAGGCAUAGAGGAAAAGACCCUGGGAGGCUUUAAAUCACUGCGCAUCUGAUGUGUGACUCACUGCCUCGCAGCGUUCAGGAAUGUGUCGUCCCUUAUUGAUGUCUCCUUCAUUACGCCAGGGCAGGUGGGAAAAGUUCCCCCCCCCUCGGAGGAUGCUGGCAGGUUUGGGGUCCUGGUGCCAAAGAACCCACCUGUCCCACUCGGCUGUUCCACUGGCACGAGCAGUGAGUCCAGCCGGGCCAGGCCCGCGGUCCUGGAGAACGCCAGAUGGCUGUGGACGAUGCUAAGUUCCUGUCCCAAGAUGAUCGGGGAUAAUCCACAGGGGAAUGGGGCCACGUUUUAGCUGUGAACUGGCUUCUUCGCCUUUCGGGCUCUGCACUGCAACGACGGUGCGAGGUCGCCCCGGAGACAGCGAAUUAAAGGCACAGUGCUUUUAUAUCGCUUUAACAUCGUCGAGCAGAUGAAGGAGAGUCACCAAUAUGUAACUGCUGUCCGGAUCUUUCUGUACGUGACCUCCCUGAUAUCCCAGUCCCUGCUUAACAUGCUCGGGACAAUGCAGCACAAAUACUGCCCCUACAGAAUCAUUCAUUAACGGUACUAUAGCGUUUCAUUCUAAUAUUGUAAAAUCAUCAAGCAGUAUUUCAGAUGGAGGUUAUCACUAGCUGAGUGCGUAUUACUAUAUUAGUUACAUUCACAUUAAUCAAUCCAGCAACAUGAAAAUAUACUGGGAGCAGCCUGAAAUUUCCAAAGCACUCAAUGUAAAUGUCGUUCUUUACAAGGGGUCAAUGGGCCAGUAUUCUGAAAGGGAGUCAGCAUUAGACUGAUAUAUUAACCUGUCAUAUUAGAUACCAGAAAGGGAAUGAAAGAAGAUACAGUGCAUAUAUCACAUUACCCUGUCAGAACCGAUCACAUGUCUAAUGAUAAGUCAUCUACUUGCCUAUAUUAUGUUUGUAUAAAUAGGAAACGUAUAACACACAGACGUGAUGCUAUUUUAUGAUAAACGUGCAUUGUGCACUAAGCUGUAUGUUUACCGAGCAGUAAGAAGGUAUUUCACAGGUGCCCUGGCCUGUGAAACCACCAACCUUUCCUGCAGGAACAAGCAAACGGCAAACUUUGUACAGAAUAACACAAAAGGCGACUGAAUGUUGAGCCUGGCGGCAGUCUGGGGUCUCGGCCCCCGUGGCCGCCCGCUUCCCUUUAAGGCCGUCCGCUUCCCUUUAAGGGCGCUACGCAGCGGAGUGCCACACAAAGACUGUAAAUAAUGGGUCCGCUGGGCGGCUGUGUGACUGGCCUGUAAAGGAGCAGUUGCAGGAACACUUUUCACAUUGCGCUCCCAAACACAGCGAGUACCGGAAGGCACCGCUCCAUUACAUGGGUUGAUAUCAAUAUCCAUAUCAAGUAUAUCUCCGUUACGGGCUCCCGAAAUGAGGCCGUGGGGUGAACUGAUGAUGGCCCUUUAUCUACGGCCCCUGAUUUUAGAGGAGUGUGCCAUCCAGUAACCAACGUGCAUGUUUACAAUGACAUUUUUGUUAAGGGUGGGAAUGGUUUUAAAUCCUCAUUUGGACAGCUGUUUGUCUUGACGGUCCAGUGCCAUACAUUUACUGGGAGGAAUACCAUGGCGUUUCUGUGAUGAGUAUGUCUCUCAUGAGCAUUUUUGAGUCAUGUCCCGCAUUAUGUCUCGCCCUCUGUCUGUUAGAGCUGUAACGCUGCCUUUCUUAGUGUUAAGCAGGCUAAACAACAAGUGUCUGACUCAGCAGGUCUGUAUCGGUUAUGUAUCCAUCCUCCUAACGACUAACAGACCUGCUUAGAGACGCUCAACCCCUGACCACAUGUGUCCGUGUGACUGUCUUUAGUGACCCUAUGUUCUUCCUGAGCCUUAACUGAUCGAUUUCAGCCACUCUAGUUGAUACGAGCAAGAAUCAAAAACUGAGUCAACGCGAUGGCAGGAGAUGAGGCAGCUUUGUCUCAUUCGCAAUAACUUUGAGCCUGGGGCUAUUUGGCCGAGCCCAGUCUGUGCUGCGGUCCUGCGACUAUCAUUUCUAAAACCCCCGAGCCUGAUGCAACUCGUCGUUUCCGCUCUAGAACAGCAGACCGGUGACAGUCGCAGGGAUAUGACAGUCCUGUGGGCCGCCAACAUUAUGUCAGCUCUCUCAUCGACCUGUCACAUGCAUCGUAGCUGCCUUUGCUCUCGCAUCUGGACACGUGCCAACGUUCUCGGGAUGAACCAGGCUGCUUCCGGCAUCCUUUCACGCCUGCGAGGGGGCUCAUCAGUCGGGGUGUCUCGCUGAUUUGUGGAGACUUCCAACCUCGACCUCCUCUGCGGAAUUUUACUCAGGCACCGACGCGGCCAGCGGGGGUCCUAACAGAUGACCUUUCCUGUCUCUGUUAUUCUGGCCUUUGUUGGAGCUGUUUCACUGGAGCAGCAUGCUUUUUGUGGCAUGUACCAUCCUAUUUUUGGAAAUGGACGGCUUAAGUUGAUUAAGUGACAUCAGUGGCAGAGGGGCCUAACAAAAUCCAUAUCAUUCCUGAGCAUAAUGUUCUCCUGUCUGUGUAAACCAUGUGUGUUUAGGGUGCACUGUUUAGCCAUCUGCCUGUGUAGCGACAAGGAAAACCUGGGGAAUAGAUUCAUAAAUAAAAGGAGCAAAAUGAAAUGAA